Molecule: messenger RNA, 891 nt
Organism: Ogataea polymorpha
Lineage: Eukaryota; Fungi; Ascomycota; Pichiomycetes; Pichiales; Pichiaceae
Exons: 1
Coding region: 478-753 (91 amino acids)
Source: RefSeq, a predicted model, not a curated record
AAACACAUGUCGGUGCACGCGAAGGAAGGCCGAUUGACCAUCCCGCUCGACUGGAUUGCUGUUUUCAAGUUCGCCACAACACAUUGGGCCUUGUCUUUGGGGGGGUAGUAGUGAUGAUGGGGGCAGGGGGCAAGGAUCUCGAAGGGUACUCGACUCGAAAAAUAACAACUUCCUGCGAGCGAAGGUGGAUUUCCCAGACCACAUGAAUGUGCCGUAUCGCUUCUAAUACUCUGUUUCGUGGCCAUGAGGGGACGACUGAGCUUCUCCAAAUUCAUGGCUGUGCUAUGCUUUCACGGGUUAUUGACCCUGUAGAAGCUGCCCCGAUAUAGAAAACACCCCAUUUGCUGGGAGGCACGUAUUUUCAAGUGGCAGAUACGCGGUGAAGCAAAAUUCGCGGGGCUGCAGGAAUAUGUGUUUGUUUAUUUAUAUGCGAAACUAGGUGCCGUGUUACUAGUCAGAAAAACUAACAAUUAGACAAUGGCUGCUGCUACUACCAAGAAGACCGCUAGAAAGAAGAAGGACCCAAAUGCCCCAAAGAGAUCUCUUUCGGCUUACAUGUUCUUUGCCAACGAGCAGAGAGAUAUUGUGAGGGCAGAGAAUCCAGGUAUCGCAUUCGGACAAAUUGGAAAGCUGCUUGGCGAGAAGUGGAAGGCCUUGGACGAAGCCGGAAAGGCUCCAUACGAGGCUAAGGCAGAAGCAGACAAGAAGAGAUACGAGCUCGAGAAGAGCGAGUACACUAAGUCCCAGGCUUAGAAAAAACUGUGUCGUUGUUGUAUGCUAUUGAAUCAGCGUGUCUGGUUCUCAGCUGUAUAUUAGUUCCGUUGUUGUGAUAGCUUUGGGAGUUUAUCGGAUGAGUAUCUACACUGUUCUCAAUCUACUUUUCAAAUUUUA